Brachypodium distachyon (stiff brome) is the source of this 3521-nucleotide messenger RNA. RefSeq names its product potassium channel KAT2. Gene Ontology annotation, cellular component: membrane. Gene Ontology annotation, molecular function: voltage-gated potassium channel activity. Gene Ontology annotation, biological process: transmembrane transport; potassium ion transport. The transcript has 11 exons. Bases 449 to 2419 code for a protein of 656 amino acids. The record is from RefSeq and is a predicted model, not a curated record. Lineage: Eukaryota; Viridiplantae; Streptophyta; Magnoliopsida; Poales; Poaceae.
UGUCAAAUCUGAAAAGACUUCCCAAAAGACUGGCAUACACCUUCUCCUAAACCCUGACCACACUUGGUACACCAGAACAUUUACAGCCCAUUCAUAGCUAACCUACCAAAAUCAUGAGUAGUAAGCCCAGACCACUUAUUUGUUUUAUUUUCAAGUAGAAACAAAUAAAACGUCACUAUCUUUUGAAGUCCACAUCAAGGAUCUUACUUCCGGUGUUUCAUUCAUCCUCUUCUUUCUUGGAGCUAAACCCAAAUCUUAUUUAUGCUGCACUCACCACGCAUCAAAAUUCAAAGGCAUGCCAAUUGCCAAGAUCAAUAUCUUCCGCAGUCCAAACAUCUCGUAGGAACUAGCAUCAUUGAGUUAGGUAAAUCCUGCUUCUAACUAGAAACUCCAAUGGAAAAGUCCAUCAAGUAGGAACUAGGAACGUCAGUUCUAACUAGACACUCCAAUGGAAAAUGUUAGCAAUAUCUUCCACAAUGACCUACUCCCAUCUCUAGGAGCAAGAGCAAACCAGUCUAUCAAGUUGAGGAAAUUCAUCAUUUCUCCUUAUGAUUCCCGUUACAGGACCUGGGAGACGUUCUUGCUUGUGCUUGUUGUUUAUUCAGCAUGGAACUACCCAUUUGAACUAGCAUUUCUGAGGCAUAUGUCAUGGAAACUUUUCCUGGUUGAGAACAUUGUCAACAGUUUCUUUGCAAUUGAUAUUGUUCUCACCUUUUUUCUAGCCUAUCUUGAUCGCAAGUCUUAUCUUCUAGUGGAUAAUCCAAAACAGAUAGCAGCUAGAUAUCUCUCUUCAUGGUUCAUUUUUGACGUUUGCUCAACUAUUCCAUAUCAACCAUUUGGGCUACUAUUUAACAAGCAUGGAAAUGGCCUUACUUAUAGGAUACUUAACAUGCUUCGAUUAUGGCGUCUUCGGCGCCUCAGUGCUUUAUUUGCCAGGCUUGAAAAGGAUAUCCGAUUAAACUACUACUGGAUAAGGUGCACCAAACUAAUUUCUGUUACUCUUUUUGCAGCACAUUGUUCAGGAUGUUUCAUUUACUUAAUAGCUGAUAGAUACCCUGAUCCAACAAGAACCUGGAUAGGAGCAGCAAUACCAAACUACAGAUCAGAGAGUCUAUGGGUUAGAUAUAUUACAGCAAUUUAUUGGUCCAUUACAACACUCACGACAACUGGUUAUGGGGAUUUACACGCAGAAAAUCCAAGAGAAAUGUCAUUUAGCAUAUGCUUCAUGCUAUUUAACCUGGGAUUGACGGCAUACCUCAUUGGAAACAUGACAAAUCUGGUUGUCCAGGGAAGUUGCCGUACCAGGAAUUUUAGGGAUACCAUCCAUGCAGCCUCUCAGUUUGCUGCAAGAAAUCAGUUACCAGCACAAAUUAGGGAUGAAAUGCUAGCUCAUAUCUGCCUAAGGUAUAAGACAGAGGAGCUGAAACAGAAAGAAACAUUGGAUAGUCUUCCCAAGGCAAUCCGUUCAAGCAUAGCAUGCCACUUAUUCCUCCCUGUCCUAGAAAAGAUACAUCUUUUCCAUGGUGUUUCCUUCACUUGCAUGCUCCAAUUGGUUAACGCAAUGGAAGCAGAGUACUACCCACCAAGAGAAACGGUCAUACUCCAAAAUGAAACACCGACAGAUGUUUACAUAUUAGUCUCAGGAGCAGUGGAAGAACGGAUAAUGAUUGAUGGGACAGAAAAGGUUCAGGAAAUACUAUCUGGUGCUGACAUAUUUGGUGAAAUAGGAGUUCUCUGCAACAUUCCCCAGCCAUCCACUUUCCGCACUUCCAGAGUUUCCCAACUACUAAGGCUGAACACAACAGUGCUCAAAAACAUAAUUCAGGAAAACAAACAUGACAAAGAAAUCAUAAUAAACAAUCUUUAUCAGAAAAUGAACACAGAUCAAAGGCUCUCUACUGAGAUAGCGGACAUAUGUCAAGGGAUGCUCAAUCAACACUCUGGAAAGUACAACAGACGUUCUGCAUUCAAUCAAGUCAAUGAAAACAAUGAAUCAAAAGCAAGAGAAACAGUAACAUUAUGUUGCAGUGGAGAACACCAUAAUGAACACAAUGGAUCAGAUAGACAUGGAGACAUUUGCAAGACUGUCAGUAGAAACAUUUAUUGGCCUGAUAAAGGUGAAGGCAUGGAAGAUCAUAUAUUUACAAAUUGUGUUAUGGACAAAGGAAAGGCCAAUGCACAUCAACAAAUAUUAAACGGCAACAACACAACAGGAGAUAUAGAGGCCCAUGACAGGUUUAAAAACACAUGGCAUGACACAAAAACAAGACAGUCAAGGAUCCCAUGUGAAAUGCUUACAUGCUCAGUUGCUGAAGAACUCCAGGAGAUCACAGAUAUACACACAGAAGGUGGAAUUUGCUCACAUGAUUAUGAUGGUUACAGUAUUCGUCCGGAAACACCACUUCCAGGCUCCAGCUGAUAACCUGUCUUAGAUCAGUAUGCUAAUAUACUUGCCUGCUACAGAAACACUUAAAGGUUAAGCUGUCCAAGUUUUAGUUAUAAUACUCUUGCCUGCUAAAGAAACAUUUAAGGUUAAGCUGUCGAAGUUUUAGUUACAAUUAUUCAACUAAAUCUUACUCCAGUAAGAAUUUAAAGUAGUCCUGCAACUGAGUUUAAGUGGACCCCGUUGCAGGGCCCUAGCCCAGUAAGUAAAGUGAUGUCCAUAAUUCUAAAGGACCAACUUCUGGCCCUAGGUAACACAAGAGUUUUGAUUUCAAUGCUAAGUUGAUGAAUCGAUGCCGCACUGGGUUUGUAUUAGCCCAGUUAGCUAAUAAUGCAACCUUGUAGCAUCUGUCAUUCAUAGUUGAUAUCAUAGUGGAACAUUUUCUGGAUAGAGUUGUGCCCUGGCUUCUUUUGGAGUUCUUCAGUUCUUUUGCCAUCCCAAAAAACAGCAGCAGUUGUACUAAGCAAAUAGCAUGAAAGCCUAAUUAGGCAUAAUUCAAGAUACUAGCACUGGGUACUAUCUAAAUCACACAGAGCAUUCCUUGUUUUAGUUCCAAUAUACUUAUCCUGCAAUUUUUCUGUAGGUCAGAAGUUUGCCGGUUAUUAUCCUACGAAACUGUUAAGUCGAGAUCUUGCUGAAAUCGAUGAUAUUACAGUAAUUCGAGAUGGCGACCAUUUGUUUCUUAUGGAGAUUUGAUUAAGGAAGCUGAAAAUCAUAAACUGUACAAAGAGUAAUGCAUGGGGAUUGGGGAGUGCGGUAGGGCUCGGAUUUGAGAAAGUUGCCAGUUUUAGAUUGAGCAAACAAACUGAGCAACUUGACGAAGUCAUGAAGAAAAUGCCAACCAGGAAUUAAUUGGAGUUCCAGUUUAUUUUAGAAUGUAAAUAUGAAGAAGUGAUGGAAAACGUUUUAAAUCUGCUCUUUUUUUCAUAGAAGUUUUAAAUCUGGUCUACAGACCAAAUGUUUGAGGAGGGAGGCGUCGACUAGAUAAAUCUAGUGAGAGAAUAUCAUCUCUCCUUGAAAAACGAUUACAAGCACUGCAUGUUGGACCUGGUAUUAAUUCUAGCUAGAAGGUUGAUCA